This is a messenger RNA of Gossypium arboreum, 870 nucleotides long. RefSeq lists its product as uncharacterized. The transcript has 2 exons. Bases 129 to 512 code for a protein of 127 amino acids. NCBI's taxonomy places the organism in Eukaryota, Viridiplantae, Streptophyta, Magnoliopsida, Malvales, Malvaceae. The record is from RefSeq and is a predicted model, not a curated record.
AGUGACUGUUUUGUAAAAAAUCCAUUUUCUUUUGGUAAAACCGAAUAAGGCCUAGAGCAGUCUCGACCCUGGGCACUUUCACCAAAUCCAGUCCCUCUCAAUUUCUGUGGUGGGAUUUUCAAUUAACAAUGGCCUCCAAAGCAAGCAGCUCCCUCUUCCAAAGCCUGAGACGCUACAUCAAGAAGCCAUGGGAGAUAACUGGACCCUGCGCCGACCCAGAGUACAAAAACGCAGUGCCCAAAGCCACGGAGUAUCGUGUUCGCUGCCCCGCCACCACUUUGCAAAAGCCCAUCGUCCCUACCUCCGACCCUGAAACCGUCUUCGACAUCAAAUACUACAGCCGCGAUCAACGCCGGAACCGCCCUCCGAUCCGCCGUACCAUCUUGAAGAAAGAUGACGUGGUGAAGAUGAUGAGAGAGAAAACAUUUGAUGUCAACGAUUUUCCAAAGGUCUACUUGACUGCUAAAGUUGAAGAGGAUGAGAAUGCCGUUGGUGGAGGCUACCAGAAAUAGGCGAGCACUGAGCACUGAGCACUGAGCACUUAUGGCUGAAUUUAAUGGUGCACCGGUCCCAUCUGAUUCACUCUCUUAGUAGCUUGUUAUUGAACAAAUGCAGGUAUUGUAGCAUAGCAAUUUCUUGAGACACUUGAAGUUAAAAGGGGUUGCAGUUUCGGGGUUUCCGACAUUAAUAAGGGUGGUUGUCCACAUUUUUUUUAUUUGUUUGGUUUUUCUUUUUCAGUUAAUCAGCAUGCUUGUAUUAAUCCAGAUGCAACAGCAGUUGGAUGAUGAAUGAUAUAAUUGACUCGUUCAAGCUUUUGAUGGUUUUUGAACCAUGAACAAUAAGAAAUGAAUCAGAUAUGUUGAUGAAGAA